AUGCCUUCGCCGAUGACCAAAGGACUUAAUAUACCCACAGGCCCUCUGGCUUUGCUCAGGUGCAUUUCGGAGUUGAAACUGGCACCAAACACAGCCAACAUGCACUCAUUCACAUCUACCUUCUACGUCCUCGCUCUUGCUCCCAUUCUCCUCCCCUCUCGCGUGGCAGCACAUCCUAUAAGGAUCCAAAAGAGCACCCAUAUCACCAGCACCGCUGCCCAGAUUGCUGUUACUAAAGCAGAACCCUCAUAUCCCAUCCUCUUCGCACGCGAGAUUGACUUUACAGGACCUGAGGCUGAUAGCACUCCUGGUGUCAUAGAUAAUACCUCGAAUGCCGAUCAUUUGACUUCAAUUAUCUUUGACGCAGCGAUUGAUACUGAGGCCACAGCCUCUCCUCGUAGUACCAAACGAACAAGUACCUCAGCGUCGACCAUCCCUAUCGUCGUCCCUCUUUCAGAAACCUACGAGCUACAAUUACCUUCCUCGACCAUUACAUCGACAUCUAACGAGCCCACAUCCACUCCGACUCCGAGUUCGUCGUCGAACGUUGUCGAAAUGCCUGUCUACGUCGUCCCAGCUCAAGCCGCUCCUCAGAUGCUCGAGCAGAUGGCAUCCAUCUCCAUCAGCAGUGAUAUCGGCACCUCUUUGAAUAUCCCUGAUGCCACAAGCCUCCCCAAUCUCAAAGCGACAACCUAUACGUCUUUGGACGCCUCGAGCAGUACCUCCACAGAGAGCAUUCUCUUCAAUACGAAUAUUCAAGUCUUGGUCAUUGCACUCUUGCUCAUCACCACCUUCGGGGCUGGCAGCCUUAUCUACCUUUGCUGGAAGAGGUGUAAACGAGCCCAUAAAGAGACUGCUGCCAGGGCUGCGAUCACAGACAACCAAAUCACCGAUCAAGAAGCUGGUCUCGACAUCAAAGAGUCUAUCGAAGAGAUUGCGGACUAUAAGAGAGGAGUAGCUCCAGCUGGAGAAACUGGACCCCAUUCCCGACCUGCACAAUUUUCCGACCAGGGAUGGGGCGACUACUCCCU
Acaulospora colombiana is the source of this 1031-nucleotide messenger RNA. NCBI's taxonomy places the organism in Eukaryota, Fungi, Glomeromycota, Glomeromycetes, Diversisporales, Acaulosporaceae. The record is from the annotation of a GenBank genome assembly.